Molecule: messenger RNA, 897 nt
Organism: Paramecium pentaurelia
Lineage: Eukaryota; Ciliophora; Oligohymenophorea; Peniculida; Parameciidae
Source: the annotation of a GenBank genome assembly
AUGAAAAUUUAAAUUAUAGAUUCAGCAGCCAAAAUAUACAAAGCCUUUAAGAAAUAAGAAACCUCUAAGAGUGUUAGAUUUAAAUUCUUCACUAAUUAUAUGUUAGUUGAGAAUCAAAGACUUAAAAUCUUUGAUUUCUCAGAAAUUGUAAUAUUCCAUGAAGAUCAUAAAAAAUUUAUUAUUACAAGAUUAAAUGAGUUUACUCAUGAAAUGGAAAUACACAUUGCUGGUUGUAAAGAAAUCUAAGCCAGAUUAGAAUCUAUUGAUAUUAUAGAUCAAAACUUAUUAGAAAUUAAAAGUAAUAUGAAAGAAAGUCUUGAACUAUAAAAAUUCAAAAAAAUAGUAUCUGUCAACCUUAAAGAUGAACUUUUCAUCAUAGUGAUGACAGAUCAAUUAUUAAUAUAUCGUUUAGAAUCAUUAGUAGGAACAUCUUGUGAGAAAGUCAAUCCAUUAAAAGAAAUUAUAUUCUAUCGUAUUCUUGUUUCUAUUAAACCUUAUGUUUCAGCCUAUACUGAAGAUAAAAUAUAUUUAUUUUAAAAGAAUGUUACCUACAAGAGUAUAGCAAAUCAAUUAAUCAUCAAUUAUAAAGUCAUUGAUUGUAAUUAAUCUGAAAAGCCUUAGUUAAAUUAAAAAAUAACACUUCAAAGCCCUUAAGUUGCAUAAGCUACAGAAACUAUGCUCUCCUAUAUAUAAAAAGUGAAAAUUAUUGGCAGAACUUAACUUUAUUUGAGUAUAUAGACUGAAUUUAAGAAUUAAGCCUAUAAAUAAAAAGUAAUUCAUGAAUUUGGAGAACCUUUAAUCAUAAGAAAAUAAAAAUAAUCUUUCAAGUAAUCCGAUGUUAGAUAUAUUCAAUGUAUCUCGAACAAAAAUAAUUUGAGCAAACUAAAUUAAGCAUGA